Molecule: messenger RNA, 1112 nt
Organism: Cucurbita moschata (crookneck pumpkin)
Lineage: Eukaryota; Viridiplantae; Streptophyta; Magnoliopsida; Cucurbitales; Cucurbitaceae
Exons: 2
Coding region: 332-673 (113 amino acids)
Source: RefSeq, a predicted model, not a curated record
UAAUCACAUCUCUCACAUUCAUACUUAGCCGAAAGCCCAUUUCAAAGCACCGAAGAUUUCCCAUUUUUUUUAACGUUAAAUCAAAAGACAUUCCGCCAAUUCCAUCAAUUCCAGCAAUGGGCUUCGCGUUUCACACGCUACCACCAUCAAAAUCUCUCCUCUAAACCCUUCAUUUCCAAAACCUCUAUAUGAAAAGAUCUCUAACAAUCCCUCCCAAGUUCAUCUUCCCAAUUCAACCCCAUCUCUCAAUACCCAUUUCAUGUUCUAAAUCGAUCUCAACCCAAAACCCCAUUUCCGCACAGUUCAACAGUUCCAAUUCCUUCCGAGUUGCAUGAUGUCUAGCCAUGGCGCUGGAUUCUCCCUCGUUCUUUUGCUGUUUCUCGCCGUUUUAGCGGCUGAGAACGAACUAAAUUUCAAUCAACCAACUGGGUCUGUAUCAGAGAUGGUGCCACUGAUCGAGGAGGGGAAAAUUAAUAUCAUGGAGAUGAAUGAAACUAGAAGAAGACUCGGAAGCUUUCAAGUAUGUGCUCCUUGUACUUGCUGUGGAGGUGCUAAGGGCCUCUGUUUACCUUCUCCUUGUUGCUAUGCAAUCAAUUGCAAUAUCCCCAAUAGGCCAUUUGGGUUCUGUUCUUUCACUCCCAAAUCCUGUAACUGCUUUGGAUGCAACAUCUAGCCUAUAUAUUAUGCAUGAAUAUGAUGUUAUUCCUUAGAUUUUAGGGUCAUUUAUCAUCUGUGUUGCUCUGUUCUUGAAAGGAAAGGAUUGAUUUGAAGGAAUCUCUCCUGAAAUUUUUCUUGUUUAUAGUUUUAAUGGAAUUAUGUCUCCCAAAUCCUCUUAGUUCCAGGUUUUAUCUUAGAAAGUGGCCGUUCCUGAAGAUAGGAUUGUGAGGUUGAUUACCAUUUUUUUCUUCUCUUUUUUGCUGUUCUUUAGGAAAUAUGCUUUCAUUUGAUAAUGGAGCUGUUGCUGCCGUUUGUUGAGUAUGUUUAGAUGGUAAAUGAUAUGGGAAAGCCUUGGCAUUGUAAGAUGAUGUAUAGAGUUUCAUGAAGUGAGUUAUGUUUGUUCUUAUUGUAUAAAUUGUUGGCUUAUUCAAGUAUUCAUGUUACUUUUCAUUGUA